Mytilus trossulus (common blue mussel) is the source of this 8865-nucleotide messenger RNA. RefSeq lists its product as uncharacterized. The transcript has a single exon. Gene Ontology annotation, molecular function: ATP hydrolysis activity; DNA helicase activity. NCBI's taxonomy places the organism in Eukaryota, Metazoa, Mollusca, Bivalvia, Mytilida, Mytilidae. The record is from RefSeq and is a predicted model, not a curated record. Bases 1 to 8865 code for a protein of 2954 amino acids. Gene Ontology annotation, biological process: DNA repair; telomere maintenance.
AUGGGUCGUAAAAGAAAGAGUAAAGCUACUGUAGCUAGAGAGCAGAAGGAGAGAAUGAGAAGUAGACGACAAAGCAGUGUUGCCUCUAUAGAGUUGGCACCUCUAGGUGAGGAAGAACUCUUAGCCAGAAGGUUGGCUUCUCCUUGUGAGAAAAAUCCUUCAAAUGCCCAGAGGUUAGAACCUCCUCUGGGAAGCCUGUCUAUCCAAAGCAUGGAUAUGCCACUGAGCUCUGACUCCCCACCGUGGGUUUGUACUCCACCGAGAGUACCCUCACCAAAGCUUGGUGUUGCAGGACAGACGAAACUGGUGGUAGAAACAUCAUUAGAUGUCACCAGUAUAAUUGAAACAAAGCAAAAGGUUCAAGAAUACAAUACUGAAACAAUACUAAGAAUAAACAGUACUGAACCAAAUACUAGAAUAUACAAUACUGAGUCAAAUACUACAAUAUACAAUACUGAAUCAAUACUAGAAAUCAAUACUGAAGAAUGCAAUACUGAAUCUAAACAAGAAAUUAACAAUGAACUAAUGCAAGAAAUGCAAACUGAACCUAUACCAGAUGUAAAAACUAAACCCAAAUCUGUGUACAGAACACAAGAAAUAAAAGACAUAAACAUAUCAACAUUACAAACAGACCAGUCAGAUUGCGAGAUCGAAUCGAAAAUGAGGCUAACAUUAGAAUUUGAUGAACCACCAAAAACAAAAAAAGCAAAGUUAGAAUCUGUAUGUAGUUCAGGCUUUAAAAUGUUGCCUCCUGAUGUUCAUUUAAACAUAGCUUCAGGGAGUGAACAAAGCAAUAAUAUCAAGUCAGUAAAAGUGAAUGGUAGUUCAAAAAAUAAAAUAAAUUUUAUAGGUGGCAAAGUUGUUAUUAGAAACAAUAAACAUUCCUCUGAUUCUUCUCAUUAUAGCAAAAUAAGAUCAAGAAAGCUGAUUCAGGGGAAAACAGAAAAUGAAGAAACUGACCUUAAUUUAGUAGAUCAAGAAGAAACUAGAAAUGAGGUAAGGAAUUUAGAAAAAAGAUAUUCAGUUAAUCAACCAUUUAUGAUGCAAGGUAGUUUCCAUCAAGGUGAUGACCGGUUCAGAAACAAUAGUGGUAAACAAUGUGUAGCAAAUUCGUUAACAGCCAUAGCUUAUAGCAAACUUAGUUUGAUUGAUAAUUGGAAUACGAGUUUCUUGGACAAAAUCUUGAUAGAAGGGAAUAUUUUGUAUACUUGGAUUCAUGGUGAUCAUGAAGAGUUGUUAGUAACAGAAUUGCCAAAAAUGGUGGAAAUAAGAGAUAUGAUUGUUAAGUGUAACCGAAAAGAGUCGAUAUUUGCUUUGAUAGAUAAUACAGGUAAAAUUGAAUUUAAUGUACUUUCUUUGGACCAUGCUCUUCAAGAGGCUCUUAUUGAUUCAGACGGAUGUUUUGUUUGUGUAAAGGGUUUCACUAGUGCCAUUAUUAGACAAAAUGAGAAAAUGUAUUUAUUUGAUUCUCAUGCUAGAAAUUGUUUUGGUUUACAAGACAGCUGUGGUAAAAGCGUUGUUAUUCAGAUUAAUGAUGUGAACAGUUUGUACCAACACUUUUACAAUUUUGUGCAAGGGGAUGUAAAUGCAGAAUUUGAAGUAACAGGAAUCAACAUCGAAAUUCAAGAUGAAGAUUCUGCCACUAACAAUCUUGACAGAUUUAUUGGAAAUAUUAACAAAAGAGAGGUUUUAGAGGAUGAAAACAACUCUGACGUAGAAUUUAUUGGUGUCCCAACUCAAACAUGCUAUUUAUUUAAUCCAAUUGAUUAUUAUACAAAGAGAAAACUUUGUAAUAUUUUAGAUAUUAAAUCCAAAUUUGUUUUGAAAAACCCGCUAAUGCCAACACACAGUAUAGGUACGCCUUUAAAAUCAAAACAAAUCAUUGCAGACGGCAACUGUUUAUUCAGAGCUAUUUCAUAUGCAGUAUCAAACAGGCAAGAAAACUUUAAACAAAUAAGAAAUGAAUUAGUGCGCCACAUCUUGUGUCAUUCACAUCAGUUCAAUUCUUUUCUUGAUUCUGAAACAGUCAAUGAGUAUAUGAAACGUACUAAUAUGAUAGAAGACAAUGUUUGGGGAACUGAGUUGGAAAUUAUAGCUGCUGCUGAUUUAUUAAAAACUGACAUUUUUACAUAUUUAGAAGGUAAAUGGAUUAAAUACUCCUCAAAGCAAAUCUGUAGCAAGAAUAAUGUGAAUGAUCAAGCAAUUUAUCUCAAUAAUGUAGGUAAUCACUAUGAAGUUGUUCUUUCUGUUUUACCUGGUGGUAUAGAAGCGGUAACGUUAAACAGAAAAGGAAGUGUCAAGAAACGAAAUCAAUCUGGUGCAGAGAAAGACCAAAUGAACUUACACUAUGAACUAUCUCAUGAAGGUACAAUGAAGAGAAAAUAUGAACAACAUGAGUUGAAUUUUCCAAAGAAAUGCUUAAAAGAAGAUGAAAAUAGUUUUUGUUUAAUUAAGAAAAAAACUUGUUUGGAAUGGCCAAGUAAAGAUCUAGCUGUCUGUAAACCACGAGCACCAAACCAAGGUUUGACAAAAACUGAAAAAGAAAAAUUUAAGUAUCAGUUGGAUGGUCAGUUUAGAUUCAAUAAAAUAGAAAAGCAAAAUAGGAAGUAUGAACAAGACAGAUCAUACAGGGAAUCAAAGAAAAGAAAAAGUAUUCAAAAGUAUGCAAAUGAUAUAGAACACAACAGUUAUGUCAGAAAAUCAAGCAUUCAGAAAUAUGCUGAUGAUGAUGAUUUCAAAAGUAAAGUCAAACAGGCAAGCAUACAGAAAUAUGCUGAUGAUGAUGAUUUCAAAAGAGAAGUCAAACAGGCAAGCAUACAGAAAUAUGCUGAUGACGAUGAUUUCAAAAGAGAAGUCAAACAGGCAAGCAUACAGAAAUAUGCUGAUGAUGAUGAUUUCAAAAGAGAAGUCAAACGGGCAAGCAUACAGAAAUAUGCUGAUGAUGAUGAUUUCAAAAGAGAAGUCAAACGGGCAAGCAUACAGAAAUAUGCUGAUGAUGAUGAUUUCAAAAGAGAAGUCAAACGGGCAAGCAUACAGAAAUAUGCUGAUGAUGAUGAUUUCAAAAGAGAAGUCAAACGGGCAAGCAUACAGAAAUAUGCUGAUGAUGAUGAUUUCAAAAGAGAAGUCAAAAGGGCAAGCAUACAGAAAUAUGCUGAUGAUGAUGAUUUCAAAAGAGAAGUCAAACGGGCAAGCAUACAGAAAUAUGCUGAUGAUGAUGAUUUCAAAAGAGAAGUCAAACGGGCAAGCAUACAGAAAUAUGCUGAUGAUGAUGAUUUCAAAAGAGAAGUCAAACGGGCAAGCAUACAGAAAUAUGCUGAUGAUGAUGAUUUCAAAAGUAAAGUCAAAGAUCAGAUAUUGACUAGAAGAAAGAAAGCUAAAGAGGACAGUAAUGAUGUUACAAAAGUUAUUGAAAACUUUAGGAAAAAUGUAAGUAAGGGUCCAGAAUUUGUUUGUUCUUGCUGCUUUAGACUGUUAUUCGAAAAUCAAGUUGUACAAUGUAAAAGAGAAUUGUAUAAACCAGGUUGUGGCAAAGAUAUAGCAGACAUAUGUAUUUCUGAGAAGUAUUUACAUAGAUGUUCAGAAGAAUGCAAAGAUGAAUGUUUAUAUCAGGGAGCCAGCAGAGCUACACUUUGGAUUUGUUACACAUGCCAUAGAAAGAUUCUUAAAGGUAAAAUACCUGCUGAAUCUUUUGCUAACAACUUGGCUUUAGAAGAUAUUCCACUAGAACUUAACAGAUUAAAUCAACUAGAACAACAUCUUAUUUCAUUAAAUAUACCUUUCAUGAAAAUUGUUGCUUUACCUAAGGGUGGACAAAAAGCUGUGCAUGGUCCAUGUGUUUGUGUACCAUCAGAUAUUUCAAAGAUCACAACAACUUUGCCUAGAUCAGAAGAUGAUAACUGUUUAGUGAAAGUAAAACUGAAAAGAAAAUUACAGUACAAAGGUUAUGAGGAAUAUCAGUUUGUGGACACUAAACAUUUGGAAGAAGCCUUGUCCUUUUUAAAAGAAAAGAAUGAUUGGUAUUCAAAUGUUGAAAUAAAUGGAGAGUGGUUGAAUCCAAUUCCAUCAUCAGAGGAUAUUUGUGUUGCUGAAAAAAAAGACAAUAAAAGUUAUACAAGACCUGACAGAGUGAAAGAGGAUAACGUGGAGGACAAAUCAGAUAAAAAAGAACAGGAAGAUGCAGUUGAUUCAUAUUUAGAUGAUAGUUUACAGGGUGUACAGUUAGACACAUGCUUACAGCCUGCUGACAUUGCACAGGAAGCAUUGGAUUUAUUGUUUGAUCAAGAGUUUAAUUUAUCGCCUGCAGAAGGAAAUAAUCCAGUCAGUUUACUGAAAGAAAACGGCAUUGAAGCAAAAACCUUUCCAGUGCAUUACCCUACAGGUAAAAACACUUGGAAUGAGGACAGAGAAGAGAAACUAUCUUUAUUAAGAUAUUUUAAUCUGAGAUUAAUGAGUGUCGAAAACAGGUUUGCUAGAGAUACUUCCUACAUAUUCUUUAGCCAGUAUAUGUCUGAACUAGAUAGGGUCAUGUCAAACGUACAGAUAUCUUUACGGAAAGGGUCAGUUUUUUCAGAAGGACAGAAAGUAACAAGUAAAAUGCUGUGCAAUAAGGAGUCAUUAAAUGGAUUAUUUAGAAAAGAUGAAGCAAUCAAGUUCAUGAAGCCUGUCCGAGGAACACCACCAUAUUGGCAAUCUAUUCAGAAGGAUAUUUUUUGUAUGAUUAGACAGUUAGGUAUACCCUCAUUCUUUGCUUCAUUCUCAUCUGCAGAUUUUAGAUGGAAAGAAAUUGUAGAAACCAUACUGAAGCAACAAGGAGAUAUUCGUAAUGUUGACGAUCUUAGUUGGGAUGAAAAAUGUAAAGUCCUUUGUAGUAACCCUGCUACAGUGGCAAGAAUGUUUGAUCACAGAUUUCACAAAUUUCUUAAAGAUGUGAUAAUGUCAGAUGCUGAACCAAUUGGUCAUGUGAUUGACUACUUUUAUAGAGUUGAAUUUCAACAGAGAGGUUCUCCACAUACUCAUUGUGUAUUUUGGAUAGAAGAUGCCCCCAAAUUUGGAGUAGACGAUGAUGAUACUGUAACAAAGUUCAUUGAUAAAUAUAUCUCUUGCAAAUUACCAUUGGAAAGUGAUGACCCAGAGCUAACUGACAUUGUUAAAACUGUUCAACAACAUAGCAAAAACCACUCAAAAAGUUGUCGCAAAAAAGGAACAGAGUGUCGAUUCAAUUUCCCAAGACCACCAUCUGAAAAAACAUUUAUAUCCCGUCCAAUUGAAGACGAGGAGGAUGAGGAACAUGAUGAAGAUGCUGAUGAUAGUAAGAAGUCAGAUUCUGAAAGCAGUAAACCAUCUGAAAAGACAUUUAUACCAUGUCCGAUGAAUCAUGAUGAUGAUCAUCAUCAUGAUAAAAAUACUGAUGGUGAUAUUAAUAAGAAAUCAGAAUCUAAGGGCAGUAUCUUAAAAGCAAAACAGAUUUUAGCAUGUUUAUGGGUUGUAAUUAAAGAGUGUGAAGAUAAAACUUUGACUACCAGUGAAUUAUUUUUGAAAGCCGGAUUGUCUCAAGAGGAUUUUCAAGAAUGUUUUAGAUGGAUAACAAACAGAAAUACUGUAGUAUUGAAGAGAAAUAAAGAUGAGUUGUUUAUUAAUCAGUACAAUCCUCAUCUGCUAAAAUCAUGGAACGCAAACAUGGAUAUUCAGUAUAUUUUGGAUGCCUACUCCUGUGUGGUUUACAUUAUAAGCUAUAUAAGCAAAUCGGAACGUGAACUCGGCUUGUUGCUGCAGCAGACAAAAACUGAGGCAGCUGAUGGAAAUUUGGAUGCACAGCGGACUAUGAAAAAAGUAGGUACAGCAUACUUUCACUUUCGCGAACUCAGUACACAAGAAGCUGUUUUCAGAGUCAUAGGUUUACGUUUGAAAGAGUGUUCAAGAAAAGUGCAAUUCAUUCCACUAGGAGAAAACCCAUGCAGAAUGAGUAUACCCCUCAAAGAACUUCAACAAAAAUCAAAAACAUUAAAGAUGAAGAAGUCUAUAGAUGAUGCCAGUGAUGAUGAUGAUGAUGGUGAUAGUGAUGAUAUUUGGCUGAAAAGUAUUACUGACAGGUAUAAAAAUAGGCCUGAUUUAGAACGAUUUGAUCAGAUGUGUUUAGCAACAUUUUGUUCCGAAUUUUCAGUGUUGGCAGAGACACAGAUACCAAAUAAAAUUAAUGAGGACACUACAUUCAAACUUAAGAAUGAUAUGGGGUAUAUAAGGAAGAGGACAAGGACUUCUGAUGCUGUUAUCAAAUAUGCAAGAUUUUCUGUAGAGUCAGCCCCUGAACAAUACUACCAAAGUAUAUUACAGUUGUUUUUGCCUUACAGAUUAAAUGAACAAUUGAAACCACCACAGUUUUUAUCAUAUGCAGAUUUUUAUAACUCCGGAUUUAUAAAAUACAGUCAGAUGGAAGACCUCAGUUCAGUUCAAAAUAUAGUCAACUUUAACAUGUCAAAAUUUGUGAAGAAAGACAAGGAGCUAGAGAUUGCUGAGAAACAAUUAGAAGAACGAGGAUAUCAAGAGGAUGCAUGGGCACAACUAUGUCCAGAAACAGAGAAAGAAAGACAUGAAUGUAAUGAAGUUGGUGAAAACACAACCACUCAAGAGGUAGAUAGUCCUGAAUUAGGAAUACCAGAUUUGAAUCAAAUUGACAAGUCAACUGAUAAAAAUGAAAUGGUUCAAAAAACUAGUUUUUCAAGGUCUGAAGUUAUACCAUUGUUGAGAACUUUGAAUGAGAAACAAAAGCGCAUAUUUUUUAAGAUCAGAGAGUGGUGCAAUUUAAAAGUGAAUGGUAAGAAUCCACCGCCAUUUCAUGUUUUUGUAACUGGAGGAGCCGGAACAGGCAAAAGCCAUUUGAUUAAAUGCUUGUAUUAUGAGGCCACAAGAAUUCUUGCGCACUGUUCCCCAAAUCCUGAUGAUUUGACUGUGUUGUUAACGGCACCAACUGGCACGGCAGCUUUUAAUAUAAAUGGAUUGACAAUUCACAGUUCACUUUCCAUUUUUAAAGGUUUAUCUGUUGAGAAAGCUAUGCUAGGAGAAGAUAAGCUGAAUAGUUUGAGGUCCAAAUUAGAGAAUUUACAAAUUCUCAUAAUAGAUGAAGUCUCAAUGGUCAACAAAAGGUUGUUAUUUUUUAUUCAUGAAAGGUUGCGUCAAAUUAAGAAAAGGCCUGAGAAGUAUCCUUAUGGAGGAGUUUCAGUGAUAGCAGUGGGUGAUUUUUAUCAAUUACCACCAGUAAAAUCAAAAAGGUCAGAUAAACUUUAUGUUAAUGAUCCAUCAAAUCCUUUGAAUUAUCUUUGGAAUGAUCUUUUUUCUGUUGUGGAAUUAGAUGAAGUCAUGAGACAGAGAGAAGAUAGUUUAUUUGCCCAGUUGUUGAAUAGACUAAGGGUCAAACAGAACAAUUAUCCACUAAAAUGUUCAGAUCAAGAAAUGUUGAAAGAGUGCAUAGAUAGUGGACCAGAUGAAGCUCUGCACAUUUAUGCUACUAAUAAUGAAAUUAACAUGUACAAUAACGAAAUGAUUAUGAAGCUGUCGAGUGAGCCCAAAUUAAUUGAAGCUCAAGAUUUUGAAAAGGAUAAGACAACAGGGAAACUUACGAAGAGAAGACAGAAUUUUGCAAAAACUAAUAUUUGUCUUCCAACAUCAAUCCUGUUAGCAGAAGGAGCUCGUGUGAUGAUGAUAAAAAAUGAAGCAGUCAGUGAUGGUUUGGUGAAUGGUGUUAUGGGUACUGUUCUCAGUAUUUCAGAAUUUUCAAAAGGAGCAUUACCAAAAAAUAUAUAUAUUCAUUUUGAUAAUGAUAGAGUUGGAAAAAAUGCAAAAGUACAGAAGAUAAUAAAUGGAAAAAGAUGUGUUGGAUUAGAACCAUCUACAGAAAUUAUACCAUUCAGUAAUGGAACAAGAAAACAGUAUCCUCUGCAGCUAGCAUGGGCAUGUACUGUUCACAAGGUUCAGGGUUUGACAGUGCAACAGGCAGUUGUCUGCUUGAAUAAAUGUUUUGCUUAUGGUCAGGCAUAUGUUGCAUUGAGUAGAGUUACUUCAAAAAAUGGGCUGACUAUAUUACCAAUUGAUGAUAAAACUUUAAACAAAAAAAUAUACAGUGAUCCUGAUAUAAAGGAGGGAAUCAAAUCCAUGGAUAAUUUUUUGUCUCAAAAUGACACCAUAGUUUCAAAUCAUAAAGCAGGUUUGUCAAUAGUUUACCACAAUAUUCAAGGUCUAAAGGCUCACCAAAAUGAUUUGAAAGCCAAUUCAGACUUCCAAAAUGCAAAUUAUAUCUGUUUGACGGAAACAUGGUUGGAAUCUUGUAGUGAUGAUGUUCACCUUCCUAAUUAUAAACUUCAUCAUUUGCCAAGGUCAGCAGCAUUUGCAUCAAAUAAUCCUUUGUAUGCUUCUUUACAAGAAAUGAGUCAUGGUGGAGUUGGUGUAUAUGUUAAAUUAGAUUCUGAGUAUGAAGAACUUGAUAUAUCUCAAAAAAAUCUUGAAUGUAUAAUUUUCAAAGUUCCAAAAAUGAAUGUUCUAAUUGCUACAAUAUAUAGAACUCAAAAAUACCAAAUUGAGCUAUUUUUAAGGAAUGUUCGUGCUCUUUUGUCAGAAUUGACACAGCUUUCAAGCAGUAUUAUUGUUUUAGGAGACUUUAAUCAAGACAUUAUGAAGGGUGGCAGAUCAAUACAAGAUUUUAUGGCUUCAUUCGGAUUUGAACAGUUAGUACAAGAGGCAACAACAGAGGGUGGUACACUGAUUGACCAUGUUUAUAUCAAAAGUUGUGAAAAAGUACAAGUAAGUGUUAUUCCAACUUAUUACAGUUAUCAUGAUGCAAUAUCUGUCAUUCUGGAAAUAAACCCUACUACUUGA